AUGGGCAGCACUAACCACAGUCGCAGUGGAAAAGUUUUGAACUCGGACCUGCGUCACUACCUCAGCCUCCAGUUCCAGAAGGGCUCCCUGGACCACAAACUGCAGCAGAUCAUUCGAGACAACCUCUACCUGCGGACCAUCCCUUGUACGACACGACUUCCUCGGGAUGGAGAGGUUCCAGGAGUGGACUAUAACUUCAUCAGUGUGGGAGACUUCCGGAUCCUGGAGGAGAGCGGACUUCUGCUGGAGAGCGGCACAUAUGAUGAGCUCAAAGAUGCAUCAGACUGGAGGAAACCAGUGCCCAGUUACAACCAGUCGAGUGGGAACAUGGACUUCAGGACAUGGAGCUCUCUGCCCCGCGAUGACAGCCUGGAGCCGCUGCCGUACAACUGGGAAAUGGCUUACACCGAAACUGGCAUGGUCUACUUCAUAGAUCACAUUAACCAGAAAACCCAGUUUGAGAAUCCAGUCCUGGAGGCAAAAAAGAAGCUGAACCAGGCGACGCUCAAAAAGGCCAGAGCAGCGUCAUCCCAAGGUGACGUGAUUGUAGAAAUCAAUGGACUGGGCGUGCUGGGGAAAACCCACCCAGAAGUGGUGCAGAUGUUCCAGUCCAUCCCCAUCAACCAGUACGUGGACAUGGUUCUCUGCCGGGGCUACCCUCUCCCUCCGGACGUAGACUUAACCAGCGACGACCCUCUCCCACCGCCUCCCCCUCCGCCCUCAUCCACCCAGUCCCAGCCCCAGCCCACCACCACCACCCUCCACGGGGGAGAGGUGGUCACGGCCGUCCCGCUCAUAAACGGACAACCUCUGCUGGUCAAGGGGGACGUCCUGCACGGAUCCUCCCAAGAGCUCCACUACGUCACCACGGAUGCCAGCGGUCGGCCCAUGGUUGCCGCCCUGUCCAACGGCCGUCACGGAGACAAUGCAGGGAUGCUACAGCCGGAGUUGGUCAGUGUCCCGUUGAUCAAGGGGCCCGGGGGGUUCGGUUUCGCUAUAGCAGACUGCCCACUGGGUCAGAAGGUGAAGAUGAUUCUGGACGCGCAGUGGUGCCGCGGGUUGCAGAAAGGAGAUGUGAUUAAGGAGAUCAACAGGCAAAAUGUUCAGACUCUGAGCCAUGUGCAAGUGGUGGACAUUCUCAAAGAUCUACCGGUGGGCAGUGAGGUCAAUGUGCUUGUGCUGCGAGGAGACGCCACAGAGGAGGAGCUGCGGGACAUGACUCCGGUGCUGGUGAACGGCUCUCCCAAACUACCUCACCUGCCCAUGACCAACGCCAUCGACCACGAGUCCUUUGACAUCACGCUGCACCGGAGAGAGUCUGAGGGCUUCGGCUUCGUCAUCCUCACGUCCAAGAGCAAACCGCCGCACGGAGAAUACAAAGGACCUCCAUCAGGAGCGAGCUCAGCCAAACAGAGUCCGGCUCUGCAGCACAGAAGCCUGCUCCACGGUUCCACCUUGGACUUGGAGGAUAAAAUUGACAGCCUCUCCUGGUCAGAUCAGAAAGAGCAGGGGGCGCUCUGCAUUACGGGUCCAAACCAGGUUGGAGAUGAGAUCGUGGAGAUAAACGGUGAGCCUGCUCGGGGCAUCUCCCACACUCGGGCCAUCGAGCUGAUCCAGUCUGGAGGAAACAAAGUGGUCCUGUUGCUUAGACCCAGGGCUGGCCUCACUCAAGACAGCAGUCCACACAAUCCAAAAGUCAUUUCACCUGGCGUCAGCUAUUCCGAAGGAGAUGUGUUUUUCUCCGACUCCUCGCCCAUGUCCUCUCCAUAUUCCUCAUCUGGGGCUUCCGUCUACGCUUCCUCCCAUCUCUCCGGUAAACGCAAGCAUUCUCGCAACUGGAGCACCAAUGUUAAUCUACCAGGCCUUAGCAGCUCGCGUAUUAGCAACUCCAGGCCUCUGACUUCUGUGGACGAGGCGGGCGAGUGGGCCGACAGCGAGGCCGAACCGUCCCCUCGAGGCACGGAGGUGGCCAUUUUUUAUUUCAGGACCAGGCCAGGAAAUGAUGCGAGUAAUCUAACCAGCCCAAAGAAAACUACGGAUACACCAAAAGCCAAAGAGCGAAUUCCCAGUCUUAAAACCACAGCCGGCGCGCAGGAAGUAACACAGGUUGGACCGAAAACCUCCCCGACUGGAUUGAGAGUUAAAAUGUCACACAACAAGUCACCUCCGGGCAACCAGCAGGAGGUGAUAACCCUACAGCAAAAUGACCGUCGACAAGCAAGGGGAUUAAAGAACGUUUCCAGCAGAGAGAGCUUAGAAGAAAGCAGAAACGGCAACCUGGAUAGCGGCGGAUUAGCCCGAGAGAUGGAAAAGAAAAUAGGGGGAGAGAGGACAAUGGUUGGCCACAAGCAAGAGAGUUUCAAAAGGAGGGUUGGAAGAGUGACGCAUCACAACAGGACAGCUCAAAACGUAAAUACACACAGGGAUGCAUAUAGCAGAACAGAUUCGGGGCACAAAGAUGCUAAAAUGAAAACGUCCAGGGAUAGCAGCAGCAGAAAAGAAAUCAAAACAGAAAUGUCGUCGUCUCUAAAGGAUAUAGCAAGAGUGAGAAAGCCUGUGGAUGUUCCCAGAGAGUCCAAAGGGAGAGAGACUUUCGAUUUCAAAGAGGGCAGUCGGGAGCAAUGUGUCGCCGCAGUUCCAGGGACUCCACACAGCCCAAAGGGACCUAUUAGCCCCGGCGCAUGGAAAGUGCCAAGCUCAGCGAAAAUCCUCUCUGAAGCGGAGGUCUUUCGUGACCCUUUGUGA
Molecule: messenger RNA, 2745 nt
Organism: Knipowitschia caucasica
Lineage: Eukaryota; Metazoa; Chordata; Actinopteri; Gobiiformes; Gobiidae
Source: the annotation of a GenBank genome assembly